UUGUCUGCGCGCCUGCGCAUACCUCUGAUUGUAGGAGAGAAUGGGCCCUGCGUGUGGCCGAGCGUGCGUGGGCGCAUGCGCAUGGGUGUCUGUGUGCCCUGUUCCGAGUAGUCUGUGGCUGGGGCGUGUCCGUGCGUGCGCGUGCCUAUCUGUGCGCCGCAGGCCAGGUCUGGACCCAGCAGGAGGAGGCCUGAGGCUCUGUCAUGGACACUGACCCAGUCUGGAGGCCCAGGGUGUGCUCUGAACGGACCCCUACACCUGUGCUGGGUGAGGAGGAGGGGCUUUUCCCUCUCAAAGGCUAGUGCCCCACUCGUGUGGGUGAGCAUUCGGUCGGCUUAGGUUGCUGUGUGACAUGAGGCAAGCGACUUCGCCUCUCUAGCCCUCAAUUUUCUUGCCUAUAAAGUGGGGUUGAUAACGUCGUUUGCUUCUUAGGGUUGUUAUGAGGAUUGACAAGCCCGAUGGCACCCAGGCGGCGCCCAUACUCUGGGGCCAGAGGUUGGGGUUUGGGGGCGUCGCCGUCCCGCCUCCGGCCCAGCCCCCCGCCCGCUUCCUCCUCCUAGGGGCUGGCGGGCGGGUGAUGUCCGGCCCCCCCCCCCCCGCGCCCGGCGCCCGGCGGGCAGCCGCCUGCCGCCGCGCCAUGUCCGCCGGCUGGUUCCGGCGCCGCUUCCUGCCGGGCGGUCUGCUCCCCGCGCCGGGGACGCCCAGGCCGCGCGCUAGCCCGGUGCCCUACCGGCGGCCCCGCUUCCUACGCGGCUCCGGCUCGGGCCCGGGCACUGCCGACGCCUCCCGCCGCCCAGACGCCCGGCCCGUGCGCAGCCCAGCGCGGGGCCGCUCGCUGCCGUGGAACGCAGGCUACGCCGAGAUCAUCAAUGCAGAGAAAUCUGAGUUCAACGAGGAUCAGGCCGCCUGUGGGAAGCUGUGCAUCCGACGAUGUGAGUUUGGGGCUGAAGAGGACCAAGAGUGGGUGACCUUGUGCCCAGAGGAGUUCCUGAUGGGUCAUUACUGGGCACUGUUUGAUGGGCACGGCGGUCCAGCUGCAGCCAUCUUGGCUGCCAACACCCUGCACUCCUGCCUGCGCCGGCAGCUGGAGGCCGUGGUAGAGGGCAUGGUGGCCACUCAGCCUCCCAUGCACCUCAGCGGCCGCUGCAUCUGCCCCAGUGACCCCCAAUUUGUGGAGGAAAAGGGCAUUAGGGCAGAAGACUUGGUGAUCGGGGCUCUGGAGAGUGCCUUCCAGGAAUGUGAUGAGGUGAUCGGGCGGGAGCUGGAGGCCUCAGGCCAGGUGGGCGGCUGCACAGCCCUGGUGGCUGUGUCCCUGCAGGGAAAGCUGUACGUGGCCAAUGCCGGGGAUAGCAGGGCCAUCUUGGUGCGGAGAGAUGAGGUACGGCCCCUUAGCUCUGAGUUCACUCCAGAGACUGAGCGGCAGCGGAUCCAGCAGCUGGCCUUUGUCUACCCUGAGCUUCUGGCUGGUGAGUUCACCCGACUGGAGUUCCCUCGGCGGCUGAAGGGGGAUGACUUGGGGCAGAAGGUUUUGUUCAGGGAUCACCACAUGACCGGCUGGAGCUACAAGUGCGUGGAGAAGUCAGAUCUCAAGUACCCGCUGAUCCAUGGACAGGGUAGGCAGGCUCGGUUACUGGGAACACUGGCCGUCUCCCGGGGCCUGGGAGACCAUCAGCUCAGAGUCCUGGACACAGACAUUCAGCUCAAGCCCUUCUUGCUCUCUGUCCCACAGGUGACUGUGCUGGAUGUGGACCAGCUGGAGCUGCAGGAGGAGGAUGUGGUUGUCAUGGCAACUGAUGGGCUCUGGGAUGUCCUGUCCAAUGAGCAGGUGGCACGGCUGGUACGGAGCUUCCUCCCUGGCAACCGAGAGGACCCACACAGCCACCGAAGUGCAUCUGCAGGAUGGUCCCCACAGGUUCUCAGAGCUGGCCCAAAUGCUGAUACACAGCACACAGGGGAAGGACGACAGUCUCACAGGGGAAAGGCAGGUGUCCUACGAUGACGUCUCUGUGUUCGUGAUUCCCUUGCACAGCCAAGGCCAAGGGAGCAGUGGCCACUGAGGAUUCAGACACCGCAUCCCAGAACCACUCUGGGGCAGUCUGGGCAUCCUUCCACCAUGGUCAACAGCAGGCUUGCCUGCCCUGCCCCCAGACACAGCCCAGGGCUCUCACCCCCAACCCCAACCUAUUUCAAGGGGAGCAUUUAUACCAGGCAGUCAGAGAUCCCAGCUCUCCAGGUCUCUGCAUUGGCAGGCAGGGAAAGAGCACUAAUGUCAAUGAUAACAUCCUUCUGGCAGAGGCCCUUUACAACUUAGGAAACCCAAGCGAGGCUCCUCAGACAGGAUCCUUAACAGCCCAAUUAUAGUAUUGGCAGAUGGGGAGAGCUGGACCAAGGGCAUUGGCCAAGGAUGCCAGGAAGGGCAGACAGCCUGUGUUUGGGUCCAGGUCUCCAGUCCAUGAAUGUCAGGGUAUCACUCAACAACCCCCAAAGCAUAUGCAAGGUGCCUUAUGGGAAGCUGUGGGCAGCCCCUGGGGAGAG
This is a messenger RNA of Diceros bicornis minor, 2535 nucleotides long. RefSeq names its product protein phosphatase, Mg2+/Mn2+ dependent 1M (gene PPM1M). Lineage: Eukaryota; Metazoa; Chordata; Mammalia; Perissodactyla; Rhinocerotidae. Bases 440 to 1999 code for a protein of 519 amino acids. The transcript has 11 exons. Gene Ontology annotation, biological process: protein dephosphorylation. The record is from RefSeq and is a predicted model, not a curated record. Gene Ontology annotation, molecular function: protein serine/threonine phosphatase activity.